Syzygium oleosum is the source of this 1274-nucleotide messenger RNA. Its product is annotated as 3-isopropylmalate dehydratase small subunit 1-like. Bases 91 to 876 code for a protein of 261 amino acids. The record is from RefSeq and is a predicted model, not a curated record. Lineage: Eukaryota; Viridiplantae; Streptophyta; Magnoliopsida; Myrtales; Myrtaceae. The transcript has 2 exons. Gene Ontology annotation, molecular function: hydro-lyase activity.
ACAGACGAUUAAAACCCGCGCGCCGCCGCUCGCCGCCGCUCCCAACAACCACCGUCUAGGGUUUCUCUCUUCCGCUUCCAGCUCGUGUCCAUGGCGACUCCGUUGCAGUCUCGCGCCCUGAACCCUUCCUUCGCCAACCUCAAGUCCUUCCACAAGCCUCGCCGCCACUUCCUUCACCGUCCCCACGACCUCAAGCUCGCGCCACCGUCGCCCGGCGGGAGCAGCUCCAAGCUCUCGGCGAGCACCGGCCUCGCCUCCCUGGCGGCUAGGAAAGCCGCCGCGGCUCCGGCUCCGCGCGCCGCCGCGGAUGCCGCCGGCGAGCCCGCCACGUCCUUCCACGGCCUCUGCUACGUCGUCGGGGACAACAUCGACACCGACCAGAUCAUCCCCGCCGAGUACCUCACCUUGGUCCCUUCGAACCCCGCCGAGUACGAGAAGCUCGGGUCCUACGCGCUGAUCGGCCUCCCUUCGACCUACGAGACUCGGUUCAUCGACCCCGACGAGACGAAGACCAAGUACAAGAUCGUCAUCGGGGGAGCGAACUUCGGGUGCGGAUCCUCGCGCGAGCACGCGCCCGUGGCGCUCGGAGCGGCGGGAGUCGUGGCGGUGGUGGCGGAGUCGUACGCCCGGAUAUUCUUCAGGAACUCGGUGUCGACCGGGGAGGUCUAUCCGCUGGAGACGGAUGUGAGGAUUUGUGAGGAGUGCAGGACGGGCGAUACCGUGACGAUCGAGCUGGCGGAGAGCAAGCUGAUUAACCACACCACCGGGAAGGAGUACGAGCUGAAGCCGAUCGGCGAUGCAGGGCCGGUGAUCGAGGCCGGCGGGAUCUUCGCGUACGCGAGGAAGACGGGGAUGAUCCCGUCCCAAGCGGCUUGAGCACUUGCAUUGAGGACUUGUCUUGUUGCACUUAAUCUACCUAGUUAGCUGUUUUGGCUGGGUUGUUUUCUGUCAUCAUGGCUUGUAUGUUUGUCGGAAUAAGAAGAUGAUAUUUGCCGUUUUCCCAGUUUGAGUUGCAGGACCUUCUUCAUCUUCCCCUCCUAUUUCUGUUUAUGGUCAUCUUUCUUGCUGGUCUUACUCUAUCAGUCCAAAUCGUCUGAUAUGGGCUAUCAGCCGGAACUAGAUCUUUAGUUGAGGAUAUGGAGACCAAUGUUUCCUCUUCCAGGGUUAUCGCCGUGUUUAAGUCUCUUGAUUUUCCAAGCUGUUUGUUAGCUCGCAAUGUAAUUGUUUGGAAGUCGAGAAAUAUAUUAACUUUGAGGGGUCAACCCUUUCGUGAA